Molecule: messenger RNA, 1405 nt
Organism: Myotis davidii
Lineage: Eukaryota; Metazoa; Chordata; Mammalia; Chiroptera; Vespertilionidae
Gene: PAK1IP1
Product: PAK1 interacting protein 1
Exons: 10
Coding region: 87-1268 (393 amino acids)
Molecular function (GO): protein binding
Source: RefSeq, a predicted model, not a curated record
CGGAAGGACCCCGUCCUCCUGCAUCCGCUUUAGGCUCCGCCCCGGACGCGGCGCGCUGAUCGCAGAAGAGGCACAUGUCCUACUGAAUGGAGCUGGUCGCAGGUUGUUACGAGCAGGUCCUUUUUGGAUUCUCUGUACGCCCGGAGCCCAAGGCGAGCGGCGACCACCAGCAGAAAUGGACUCCUGUGGCUGACUUCACGCACCAUGCCCACACGGCCUCUUUGUCAGCCGUGGCUGCAAAUAGUCGUUUUGUAGUCACUGGGAGCAAAGAUGAAACAAUCCAUAUUUAUGACAUGAAAAAGAAGAUAGACCAUGGGGCUCUAGUGCAUCACAAUGGCACAAUAACUUGCCUGAAAUUCCACGGCAACAGGCACUUAAUUAGUGGGGCGGAAGAUGGACUCAUUUGUGUCUGGGAUGCAAAGAAAUGGGAGUGCCUGAAGUCGAUUAAGGCACACAAAGGACAUGUGACCUUUCUUUCUAUUCACCCAUCUGGCAAGUUGGCCCUGUCUGUGGGAACAGAUAAGACAUUAAGAACAUGGAAUCUUGUGGAAGGAAGAUCGGCAUUCAUAAAAAAUAUAAAACAGAAUGCUCACAUCGUGGAAUGGUCCCCGAGGGGAGAGAAGUAUGUAGUUGUCACACUGGAUAAAAUAGAUGUCUAUCAUCUUGACACGGCAGCUGUCAGUGGCACCAUCACAAACGAAAAGAGAGUAUCUUCUGUUACGUUUCUUUCAGAGUCUGUCCUUGCAGUGGCUGGAGAUGAAGAAGUUGUAAGAUUUUUUGACACUGAUUCAUUAAUGUGCCUCUGUGAAUUUAAAGCUCAUGAAAACAGGGUAAAAGACAUGUUCAGUUUUGAAAUCCCGGAGCAUCAUGUUAUUGUUACAGCAUCAAGUGAUGGUUUCAUCAAAAUGUGGAAGCUUGCACAGGAUAUGAAAGUUCCCCCAUCUUUACUUUGUGAAGUAAAUACUAACGCCAGGCUGACGUGCCUUGGAGUGUGGCUAGACAGCGUGACAGACGCGAAAGAAAGCCUCCCUCCCGCUGCAGAGCCUUCUGCUGUAAGUAAAGAACAACCCAAAGGCAGCAAAAAGGAAUCGGGUGAUGCGGUGCAAGAAGAAGCAAGGCAGUCAAAACCUAACACGAAGAAACGUGAUUUAACUGGUGUCAGUGAGAAGCCAACCACAGGAAGUGGCCUGGUGGCAGCCAAGAAGAGGAAAGUGGGAGAAAUCUUGGAAAAGAAGAGAAAAAAGAAGAAAAUAGGAGUAAUGCAGUGAAUCCCAAGUUUCUCCUGGGAGAAAAACUUUUUAGAUGGACUCGUUCUUUUCAUAUGUACCUAAUCCCUUCCCUCCCCCCUUCUUGUAAAAACUAGGAAUUUCCUCUUUGGAGAAAAUGUACAGCUCUAAAAAAAAAU